Mus pahari (shrew mouse) is the source of this 439-nucleotide messenger RNA. Its product is annotated as kappaPI-actitoxin-Ael3a-like. The transcript has 4 exons. Gene Ontology annotation, molecular function: serine-type endopeptidase inhibitor activity. Lineage: Eukaryota; Metazoa; Chordata; Mammalia; Rodentia; Muridae. The coding region runs from base 39 to 356 and encodes 105 amino acids. The record is from RefSeq and is a predicted model, not a curated record.
GCCUGGGUCUCCCCAGUCUUGCUGUCAGGAGGAGCGCCAUGGAGGCUCCAGGGAUCCGCCUUGCCCUAUGGCUUCUAACGUUUGCCAUGUCCCUGUCGACGCUAUCUAGUAAUCUGCUAUUUCCUGCGGGAGUCCGAAGUCAACUCUGUGAAAGCGGGCAUCUUGGAGCGAAAAGAAUAAUAUGCAACCAACCGGUAAAGAGAGGCUUCUGCAGCUUCAGUUUCUACAGGUACUACUUCAACCAAGAAACGGCCCUAUGCGAGCCCUUCAUCUUCACCGGCUGCGGGGGCAACAGGAACAACUUUAAAACAAAGUACCUCUGUGAAGUCCAUUGCAUUCAUAUAGAGAAGGAUUGAUCCAAACCCAGGAAAGCAGUAACCGAAGGAUGCGAGGAGCGGCGCCAGUCUUAUGCAGAGGGAAUAAAGUUGAAACUUCUGAC